Chaetomium fimeti is the source of this 2339-nucleotide messenger RNA. RefSeq lists its product as uncharacterized. The transcript is spliced from 4 exons. The coding region runs from base 229 to 2181 and encodes 650 amino acids. NCBI's taxonomy places the organism in Eukaryota, Fungi, Ascomycota, Sordariomycetes, Sordariales, Chaetomiaceae. The record is from RefSeq and is a predicted model, not a curated record.
CGCAUUGCCCGCCUUAUCCUUCAAUCUUCCGGGUUUCUUGACAUCGAUAUUAUUUAUGAGCCUACGCAAAUGUCUCAGCGGCAUCUCAACGUGCAGCCAAAUCUCCCCAACCGUAUUAACCCUCUGCUGGGUCCCUUUCACAUAUGAAACGCAUGGCUAAUAAGUCCCUUUCCAGUUGAGGAAAUAGAAACAGGGGAUGGGACAGGUUUCCGCAGGAAGCUCAUCGGCAUGUCGUGUGCCCAGUGUCGACGGCUCAUCCGGUCCAAUAUCUUCUACGAGUGCGUUUGCGAGGGAACCUGUCACUCCGGCGUUUUCUACGAGUAUUCCGAGGGCGAAAACUCUUCCAAGAGCGCCUGGCGGCCUUGCCAGUGCGAAUCUAGCUCCGGGUCUCUACCUUCCCUGCGUCUCCGUUCUCACUUUCGCCUCUGUGCGCCGUGCAAGAACGUUACCGACAGCUGCAACAACGGCCGCGUGCUAGGUUUGGCUCAGUAUGAAGAUCCCUGGGUUGACGGCGUAGAUGUUGGGCGGUUACGGAUUGAACUGCACAAACUGGAUGUGAUAGAAAGGCAGAAGGAAGAGAAGCUCAAAUCAGGGAAGGAUGUCCCGAAGAUGCCGCAGAAAGACAGGGUCGCCCUCAAGGUGCUUGAGUGGACAACUCCACGGGACGGAUUAGCGGCCCAAUCAGCCCUGCGCACAUGUGCUCUGAUGCUCAAGGGGAAUUUGGCACCUGCAGGAAACUUCCACUUGUGCCUUAUGCUUGGUCCUUUGAUAUUUGAGUCCGGACAGCCCGAAACCUACCGCGGCAUUCUAGUAUCUCCACGGCUUCCACCACACCUUUUUCCCAGGAGACUGGGCCGACCGAACCAAGUUGAGUGCCCGUACUUCUAUCAAGCCAGAGGCAGCAAAAGGGUAGAGUACAAGACGAAGCCCAUGCCCAUCCGUCAGCGGCCGAUCCUUGGUUGUGUCAAGCGAGUAUAUGGAGGCGCCUUCUCCGGGUAUCCCAACUCCACGCGCCGUCGCCAAAACAGGGUGAUCGAAUUGUUCGUCGCCGAAGCGGUCGAAUAUGCGGCCAUUGCAAGCUCAAAGGCAGUAGAAGCAAAGUGGAAGCGUCUUGGCGAGGCCGCCGACAAGAUUACCACCGCACUCAAGGAUUACAUCGGAAAAGAGGUAGACAAGCACCUCAACCGCGUCUCCAGAAUUUUACUCGAUGAGCGCACGAUACGAGGCUGGAACCCAUACAACAACAGCUGCCAGUGGCUGGUAAUGCGCCUGCUAGCUGGCCAGGAUUUUGAGACGGUGAUUCCACGGUUUCCUGCCAGUCUCGACCUUUCCGACGAGAAAAAGGAAGAAGCAAGCUUCGCCUGGCCACGCUAUCUGAUAAGCUUCGGGCCAAACAUCGACGGGUUCAACCAAAGCUUUUACCAGCCCCAGAGCAUGAUCACCAACUUUGCACAAAGCCGACCAAGUAUCGACUAUGACUUGAUCGAGUACUUCGCCUGGCUGCGAUGCAAGACAGCAUCAUCACCACCUGGAGCCACGCAAGACACACGUCUGCAGCUCUCCCGACUCCUCCGAGAAGACAUCACAACAGACUCCCUCUGGGCAAUGCCAGGCGACACCCUCUCCAUGCUCCAGUUACACCUCCUCCGGCAACCGUCCAAGUACGGUCUUUCCGAAGCCGACUGGACAGCAAACCGCUUUCUGCUUCUUCACCUCCUCGACAUGUUUGCAGCCAUGUCCGGCGCGUUAGGGUCCUCCGUGUUCCACCUCCUCUCACAAGACCGCCAGCUGCUCUCUAGAGUCACCAUUCCCAGCGCCCGCGUCUUGGGUAACGUCCUUGCCAGCGAAAAAGUGCGCAUGAUUCGCCUGUCGUCGCGGUGGGUGGCUUACGACAUCGAGAAUCGAAUCCCUAGCGCUAUGGGGGUGGAUAAAGAGCUCCGCCGACAGCUACAAAAGGAGGGUGGGGCGCCUGGCGAUCCCGUACAUGGCGAGGAGGUUUUGUCUACCAUGGUUGAGUUCUUUCUCACACCGCUCGCGCUCGUAGCCGGGAGGACAGUGACUCAGAAUCUGGGGCAGAUUUUCCGGUUCCAUCACAACGGACCGUGGAUCACGCUGAACCUUUUUGGGCAUACGUAUGUGUGCCCGCUUUUUCUGAAGCAGUUGAAGAGUGUGCGAGGGUAAGACAUGUUGAACAAGGACUGCUGUGGACUUUGGGAGAUUACAUAUACCGGAGGAGCGGAUCCCCAACCCCCGGGUUGCUCGGCCCCUUCAGCUUCCAUGUCUCCUCAGAACUAUGUACUCCUGUUUGCUAAAUAUGCUCAAAAGUGUUUCAACAACGA